GAAAAUUUGAAAAUUACUAUAUUUCUCACCAAAAAACCCAAAUUCGGCCUUAUAUUUUUAAACAAAAAUUUAUCUAAAAAUAAUUUAAAACUAACUCCUUUUUUAAGUAAAAACCCUCCUACUUCCUCCUCCUCAUCACCUCCCCAACCCUCUACUUCUUUAUCAUUUUCCUUAAUUAUGGAUGAACAAAAAUGUCAAGAUCCCUCUACAAGUAAUCAUCAACAAAUUAAUAAUUUAGAUUUAAUUAAUUGUUUUAAUAAAAAUACUUCAGAAGAACAACAAAAUAAUGAAAAUAAUAAAGAAUUAUUUGAAAAUCUAGAAUUCUGUUUAUGUUCAAGUUGUGGAUUGCCCAUUCAAGAUAGAUUUAUAUAUAAGGUGCUAGAUUCCCAAUUUUAUCACGAAAAGUGCCUCAAUUGUUCAGUCUGUAGACAGCCCUUCCCUUCAGGAACUUGUUUCAGCAGAAAUUCUCUUUUAUUUUGCCGAGAACAUUUUCUAAAUACUUUCGGCCCAAAAUGUUCUCGUUGUGCAGCCCCAAUUGACGAAAGAAGUAUUGUAAGAAGGGCAAAUCAACAUAUUUAUCAUUUACAAUGUUUUCAAUGUGUUGUUUGCAAACGGGAAAUGGACACUGGUGAUCAAUUUUAUCUUAUUCCAAUGGAUGGUAGAUUAGUUUGUAGACAAGACUUUGAAACUGCCCAAAAAGGUAUUUUAAAUAAAAAUUAA
Messenger RNA from Meloidogyne enterolobii, 720 nucleotides. NCBI's taxonomy places the organism in Eukaryota, Metazoa, Nematoda, Chromadorea, Rhabditida, Meloidogynidae. The record is from the annotation of a GenBank genome assembly.